Molecule: messenger RNA, 279 nt
Organism: Dictyostelium discoideum AX4
Lineage: Eukaryota; Evosea; Eumycetozoa; Dictyosteliales; Dictyosteliaceae
Exons: 2
Coding region: 1-279 (92 amino acids)
Source: RefSeq, a predicted model, not a curated record
AUGAAUUCAAAUAUAAAAAAAUUAAUUGGUUCCUUUUCAAUGAUUGAUGGAUUUAAUGAUUCAAAGUGUUGUAAUAAUAAUUACAAACUUCUAAAAAAUGUACUAUCACAACAACAACAACAACAACAACAACAACAACAACAACAACAACAACAACAACAACAACAACAACAACAACAACAACAACAACAACAACAACAACAACAACAACAACAACAACAACAACAACAACAACAACAACAACAACAACAACAACAAUACUAUCAAUUAUCAAUAUGA